GCUCAGUAGGCAGCCGCCUGAAUAAUGCCGAUGACUGUUGUUUCCAGUAGACUUUCACCGGCGAUUCUCCCAACCGGUUUAUCAUUCUCACGGUUGCUUUCCGUCAAGUACGCCGCUCAGAGACUCCCUGUUUCCGCUCUCAUAUCAGCUCGUGCAUCUUCUGCCUCCGUCGAGACAAAGUCGAGUGUGGAUUAUGUAGUCGAGAAGGAGAAGAAGAACAUUCUAGCUUGUCCCAUCUGUUAUAACUCCUUAGCAGCAUUGAUUAGUCAACCCCAUGAAUCAGCAGAAUCUCCUGCCUCUGGUACUCACUUACAAUGCAAAACCUGUAACAAGAGUUACUCAGCUAAUGAGACGCAUCUUGAUUUGACUGUGGCUAGUGGAACCAAGCAAUACACUGAACCACUGCCUCUUUCAAUCGAGUUGUACAGGAAUCCAUUAGUCUCCUUCCUUUACGAGAGAGGUUGGCGUCAGAAUUUCAUGUGGGGUGGUUUUCCAGGACCCGAGAAAGAGUUUGAAAUGGCUAAAGAAUAUUUGAAGCAUGUUUUGGGAGGCAAUAUCAUUGACGCCAGUUGCGGAAGUGGCAUAUUUUCAAGAUUAUUCGCUAAGAGUGAGCAUUUUGCUAUGGUGUACGCCCUUGAUUACUCGGAGAAUAUGCUGCGACAGUGUUACGAGUUCUUGAAACAAGAAGCUAACUUAAUUGACAAAAAGAUCGUUGUGCUGGCUCGAGCAGACAUAGCUAGACUCCCGUUUCUUUCGGGUUCAGUUGACGCUGUCCAUGCUGGUGCUGCGUUACAUUGCUGGCCUUCACCAUCUUCAGCUGUUGCUGAGAUAAGCCGUGUUCUUAGACCUGGAGGAGUAUUUGUUGCCACCACGUUCAUUUAUGAUGGCCUCGUCCGUUUUGUCCCGUUCUUGAAGGAGCUUCGCCAGGAAGUAAUGGGGUAUUCAGGUUCUCACAUGUUUCUGAGCGAACGUGAGCUGGAAGAUCUCUGCAAAUCAUGUGGACUCGUUGGUUUCACUUGUGUUAGAAACGGGCUAUUUAUAAUGCUCUCAGCCACAAAACCCACCGAUAUGCUCACCCACUUAUGAAGACCUUUAGUCCUUGAAUGUAUACACAAUCUUUCUGUAGUUGAAAAUUUUGGUAUAUAGUUACCAGUUUGCCAUUAUUAACAUUGUAAAGAAGUGACAUAGUACAUUGUAACCUAUGUUAUAAAGCAUUUUGCAAAUUUAUUAUCUACUA
Brassica napus (rape) is the source of this 1237-nucleotide messenger RNA. RefSeq lists its product as uncharacterized. Gene Ontology annotation, molecular function: S-adenosylmethionine-dependent methyltransferase activity. The record is from RefSeq and is a predicted model, not a curated record. NCBI's taxonomy places the organism in Eukaryota, Viridiplantae, Streptophyta, Magnoliopsida, Brassicales, Brassicaceae. The coding region runs from base 25 to 1086 and encodes 353 amino acids. The transcript is spliced from 8 exons.